This is a messenger RNA of Rosa rugosa (rugosa rose), 2383 nucleotides long. Its product is annotated as dihydrolipoyllysine-residue succinyltransferase component of 2-oxoglutarate dehydrogenase complex 2, mitochondrial-like. NCBI's taxonomy places the organism in Eukaryota, Viridiplantae, Streptophyta, Magnoliopsida, Rosales, Rosaceae. Gene Ontology annotation, molecular function: acyltransferase activity. The coding region runs from base 1614 to 2225 and encodes 203 amino acids. The record is from RefSeq and is a predicted model, not a curated record. The transcript is spliced from 7 exons.
ACUGAGCGACCCAUUCUCUCUCGCUCACUCCCGCUAGUCCGCUACUAUCUCUCUCUCAUUAACCGCCUCCGCCCCCUCGCUUCCACCGGCAAGCUCUCUCUCUCUCUCUGCAAAUAAGACACAUUUUCAGCAAAGGAAACUCAUGCAAGUACUGUCCUUCUCUUCAAGAUUUAGGAUUUCAAAACCCCAAAUCCAAUCCCCAUCCCUUCCGUCACCGUUAGGAUUCUGGUGAUUCGAAUUCCAGAUUGAUUCUCCCAAAUGGCUUCCUUAUCUCCCUCAUCAACGGCUCUAAACCGGACGGCUCCUCGCUUGAGGACGACGCCGUUUUUUCUUCCACCAGGGCUUUUGCGCAGGACGCCUUGCUGCAAUUCCAGUUGGGGAAGUUCGAUCAGUGCCUCACGGCCUUGCAGGAGUGCCUCAAAUGGAAGGCCGGCGAUCCCAAACUGAGAUUGUGAAGGAUAUGCAAUAAAGAAGCACACCAUUGGUUUGAUGAGGGUGGUCAGUCAAGUCUUCAAGUGUGAAAGACUUUAAGCCAAAGGCAAAUUGCAAAGAUUAUGGAAGUUGUUUGGUCAAUGACGACUUUGAAUGUUGCCUUGUGCAUGAUUUUGAAAAGUAAAGAGGACAUAGCACUUUGCUUAGUUCUGAGACAUCCUUAUAAUGCGUUAUGACCAUGGAUUUUUAAUCAACUUUCUUAUUAUGACCCCGAGGUAACAAAUGUGUAUUUAUUAUUGUGGUUUGCAUUGUUUCUUUGAUAACAUGAAGAGGAUACUGAUGAUGAAACGCUUGAGGAGGAGGAAGAUGAGUAUAUUUUUAAUUUAUGUGUGAGUUUAAGCUUCACUUGCUUGUACAAAAUAAUUUUUUUUUAAUUUGAUUGGCUUCUUAUAUAUGCUGUAGUGAGAGUGCGAAUGAAUAUACAGAUGAUGAAGAUGUCAAUUGGAAAGUCCAAAGAGCAGUAGCUAAAUGCUUAGCGGCAUUAAUUGUAGCUCGUCCUGAGAUUCUUGCCAAGCUAUAUGAGGAGGCUUGUCCAAAAUUAAUCAGGAGAUUUAGAGAGAGUGAAGAAAAUACUAAGAUGGAUGUUUUCAGUACUUUCACUGAGCUCUUGCAGCAAACGGGAAAUGUCAAAAAGAGCCAGUUUGACAUUAAUGAACAGAUAACAGGAAAGAUGAUCCCCGAGUCAUUUAUGUAAACCUGUUUAUCUUGCCAAAAUGUAUUAAUUAUGACACUCCUGGAAGGGUUAAGAUUAAUAUAUACCGGGUGGCCUUUUAGUAAAACCUUAUUUUUGGUGUAUAGAAUGUACGUAUAUGUAUUGUGAUUCUAUUACUGAUGGAACUUUGGCAACAUUCUUGAAGAGUAUGCAUAACCAAUUUUGAUACCUUUUUUUUUUUUUCAAAAUGGUCACAAUAAUAAUUUGGUAUUAUUGAUAAUGUCUGCAUUUGGUAUUUUGUAGAGCCUGGAGACCUGGUGGAAGUUGAUGAACUAAUUGCUCAAAUUGAAACAGAUAAGUUGAUAUUACAAAGCUCUAUUUAAAACUAUUACAGAAGCUUAGUUGCAAAUGGUACCGGUACACUCUCUGUCAGGAAUCAGGAGUAUUUGUAUUACUCUUUCAUCAGGUCAUGAUCGAUGUUGCUAGUCCUGAAUCUGGUGUAAUUGUGAAGUUUGUAGCCAAUGAAGGGGAUACUGUGGAACCAAGCACCACAAUCGUUGUCAUACUAAAGUCAAGUGAAGGUGUAUCCCAUGUGGGUCCAUCUGAGAAAACAUUGGAGAAAGAUGUUCCACAACCAGCUUCCCCUGUAGAAACAAUUAGCAAGAAUCAAACAUCUAAAGUUGUAAUAACUCCAGUUACCGAGAAGCCUAAAGCACCAUCUCCUAAACCCUCAGCUCAAGAACCUCAGCUCCCCCCUAAGGAAAGAGAAAGAAGAGCAAGUCUUUUAAGGACAAAUUUGAUAAAGCUGCGUUGUGACUUCAAGGAUGCAUCUGUUGAGAAGCAUGGGGUCAAUUUGGGGCUUAUGUCGAGAUUCAUCAAGGGCCUUGUUGUGCCAGUUAUCCGCAAUGGUGAUAAGAUGAAUUGUGGUGAGAUAGAGAAGGAGAUCAAUUCGCUUGCAAAGAAGGCAAAUGAGGGACGUCUUUCAAUUGAUGAUAUGGCUAGAGGUUCAUUUACAAUAUCCAAUGGUGGAUUUUAUGGAAGCCUUAUAAGUACCCUCAUCAUCGACCCUCCUCAGGUCUGAUUCUUUAUCUGACCCAAUUGACCGGACUUUGAUCGUCUUACUGCAACAAAUGGAACUCACAUCAGUUCUAUGCUUAACUAUAUACCUAGUGAAGCUUCUUUAAUUUGUAACAAAAGUACCAUUUCUAUUAUAUGACAGCUAAGUACCUUUAUACGACA